GCCCGGAGCUGAGGGGCUGUCCUAGGCCUAGCGAGAAAACUGUCUGUUAUUGUCACUUCUCUGUUCCCAGUCUUGUGCUGACAGCUCAGGAAGAGUCAGCUCUGGAGCCAGCACUCGGGAGGCUCCCAGUCCGGAGAGUAUGGAGUUGGACAUAGACACUCCCAACCUCCAGUGUCCGGACUGAGCCAGAGAAAGCAGACGGGAGCCAGGAAAGCCCAGAGGAGAAAGCCAGAGAAGAGGAGGCCUCCUAGGAAGGAACGGGUUUUGAAGAGCACCUAGGACGCCACCAGACCAAAUAAAAGGCUUCUCCGCUGAGGUCUCUGCUGAGGUCAACCGGAUAUGCCCCCCGGAAGCUGGAACCCCACAACGGUAGUCCAGGGUAUCCUCUGGAUCCUGCUUGGCUUGUUGCUAUGUCCGGAACCAGGGACAGCAUCCCUGCCCCUCCUCAUGGACUCUGUCAUCCAGGCGGUGGCUGAGCUGGAGCAGAAAGUGCCGGUCACGGAGGCCAACCACACUGUCUCUGUGUGGCACCUGUCAGCCUGGGACUCUGAUCCCCACGACCCCCUCCAUCACUUCCUGCUAAAGGAACAAAGUCUCAAAGUCACCAAGUUGGAUCCUUCUGCACUGAGCCCAGAGCUGCAAGGCCUGAUGGAGGAGGUGGCCCGACAUCAUGUGCGGGGUGGGCGGGAAUACGGGGUGGUACUGGCCCCCGAUGGCUCCACGGUGGCUGUGGAGCCUCUUCUGGCAGGGCUGGAAGCAGGGCUGCAGGGCCACAGGGUCAUAGACUUGCCCUUGGGCAGCACAGACACCCCUCUGGGUGCCGGAGACACCUUUCCAGAUGUGGGAGCUGAGGUUUCUGAUGCAAGGGCCACCUCCCCAGGACUCAGGGAUGUCUCUCCAGAUGUCAGCUCUAUGUCUCCAAAUGUUAGAACCACAGAUCUCAAUGUAGGAGCCAUCUUUAAAGAUGACAGAGUCCCCUCUCCAGUUGACCAAACCUCCUCGCCAGAUGCCAAAGCAAAGUCUCCGACCACUGUGGACAGCCUCCUGGUGGUCACCUUGGCCAGAGACCUGGGCCUGGCCUUCCUCCAGAACCCCCAAACCCAGAGCCACCCAGGCCUGGGAGCUGAGGGCUGCUGGGACCAGAACUCUGUCCCCAGGAACUUCACACUCCUGGACCCUGAGGCGUCACCGGUUACCACAGCCUUCCUCAACGGUGCUCUGGAUGGGGCCCUCCUCGGGGACUACCUGAGUCGGGCCCCUGAGCCCCGGCCACCCCUCCACCACCUCCUGAGCCAGUACUAUGGAGCUGGGGUGGCCGGAGAUCCGGGACUUCGCAGCAACUUCCGACGGCAGAACGGAGCUGCUCUGACUUCAGCCCCUGCCCUGACCCAGCAGGUGUGGGGCGCCCUCAUCCUGCUACAGAGGCUGGAGCCAGCACACCCUCAGCUGCAGGGCUUGAGCCAAGAAGAGCUGGCGCAGGCGGCCACCCGUGCUGCCAAGGAGUUCACUGAGGCCUUCCUGGGGUGCCCGGCCAUCCACCCCCGCUGCCGCUGGAGUGCGGCUCCGUACCGGGGCCGCCCGACGCCGCUACGGCUGCCGCUCGGGUCCUUGUACGUGCAUCACACCUACCAGCCCGCGCUUCCCUGCACCACCUUGGCGCGCUGCGCGGCCAACAUGCGCUCCAUGCAGCGCUUUCACCAGGACACGCGCGGCUGGGACGACCUCGGCUACAGUUUCGUGGUGGGCUCAGACGGCUACGUGUACGAGGGCCGAGGCUGGCACCGGGUAGGCGCGCACACUCUAGGCCACAAUACCCGCGGCUUCGGCGUGGCCUUCGUGGGCAACUACACCGCGGAGCUGCCUGCCGAGGCCGCGCUGCGCACGGUGCGCGACACGCUUCCCAGGUGCGCGGUGCGCGCUGGCUUCCUGCGGCCGGACUACACGCUGCUCGGCCACCGCCAGGUCGUGCGUACCGAGUGCCCUGGCGACGCGCUCUUCCACCAGCUGCGCAGCUGGCCGCACUUCGACGUGAAUGUAAAGCCCAGGACUGCCAAGAGCGCCUCCAGGAGAUCCAAGAGGAAGCCGCCUCUAGUGACCAUGCCGGCCACAGACCUGCAAUAAAGAGACUGUGUGAAGAAAGCCUGUGUGUAUGC
Molecule: messenger RNA, 2153 nt
Organism: Myotis daubentonii (Daubenton's bat)
Lineage: Eukaryota; Metazoa; Chordata; Mammalia; Chiroptera; Vespertilionidae
Gene: PGLYRP2
Product: peptidoglycan recognition protein 2
Biological process (GO): peptidoglycan catabolic process
Molecular function (GO): N-acetylmuramoyl-L-alanine amidase activity; zinc ion binding
Source: RefSeq, a predicted model, not a curated record